UCUCAUCUCUCCCGCCCAGAUCGCGCCAUCACCUCCCGCCUCCUCCUCUCCAGCGCCCGAAAUCGCCGCCGGAGCUCGCCGCCCCCGAUCAGCGUCGCCGCCGGCUCAAGAUCGCGCAUUCGGUCGCCAUCACCGACCUCCUCCCCCUCACCACCGCCCGAAAGCGCCGGCGCCCAAGCUCGGCCUGUGUCUCGACGUCCCCGAUCAGCGUCGCCGCCGUCCCCUUGCCCUAGCCAUCACCUCCCCUCCUCCUCUCCAGCGCCCGAGAUCACCGCAGCUGAGCGUCGCCGCCGGGUCAUCGCCGUCUACUCGUCCUCGCCAUCGAGCUCACCCCUCGUCAUCAGCCACGCCUCCGACGGCAUUCGAGCUCAGCCCUCAGGUUCAUCGCCGCCUCCGGAGAUCGAUCAAGCCCUCGACGUCAUCCUCGCCAUCACCUCCCCCCUCCUCUCCACCUCACGAAAUCGCCGCAGCCUGCGCUUGCCGUCCCCGCUCAGUGUUGCCGCCGGCUCAUCGCACUUCGCCGCUGUCGAGCUCGCCUCCACCGAGGUAAGGCAUCAGGUCUAAAUUAACGUGUUAGUUCUAACUGAAAUGCAUGUUAGCUAGCUCUAAAUUAACGUGUUAGUUUUAACUGAAAUGCAUGUUAAUGCUACCGGGAUGCAUGUUAGCUCUAAUGGAGAUGAUGUUAGUUCUAUUACGAGGCAUGUUAGUUCUAGUUGGCGUUCCUGUUAGAUCUAGUGGAUUUCAUGAUGGUUCUAUCUUCCCUCAUGCAUAUUCCUUGGAUCUAUCUUCUUCCUUUUAAUUUCAGCUCAUACAUUACUUGGUUUGCAGCACUCACUCUAUGGCUACGAGCCGGAUAAUUUAGAGCUAUUUUUGCCAUGUAUUGUUAAAUUGGAUAUAAACUUUAAAUUUGGUUUAAACUAUCGUUUAGAAAUUGUUUAGUGAAAUUGAAAGAUCAACUUGAUGACGUUUUUUGAGCGAUUUUGAACUUCUUAUAUGUGAUAAUUUGAUAGCUUGUAUAGACACUCCACCAAUUCUCUCACGUGAGGCAACAAUGGAAGAAGAUAAAAGCCAGGACCAUGAUCUACUAUCUACAACAUGGCUUCCCCCUCAGGCAUCCGAGCAUGAGGAGAAUGGUGAUGAGCUUAUGGGCGUUGAAAAUGGUGAAGAUAAUUUAAACAGCGUUGAUCCAUAUAUCGGAAUGGAGUUCUCUACUCAUGAGGAAGCUUAUAAUUUCUACAAUGCAUACGCCAGACUUAAGGGAUUUGGUGUUCGCAAGGGUCACACAGCUUGGUCGAGAAAGAAAGAUGCAAUCCUAUCUAGAAUAUUUGUAUGUGACAAAGAAGGCUUUAAAUCUUUAAAAGAUAAAAGAGAAGAUGGUCGGAAUGUAAUUCGAAAGUUCGAUACAAGAUGUGGAUGCAACGCAAGGAUGGUUAUUGGACUUGAUAGAAGCACUGAAAAAUGGGUGGUCCGAAAGUUAAACAGUAAGCAUAAUGGUCAUCCAUUAACCACCCCAACUCGGGUAAAGAAGCACUACUCACAUCGGACACUUCAUCGAGCUCAAUCGACAAAAAGGUUGAUAGAUACUCUUGACAAUCAAGGUUUACGGCCUUCUGCCAUUUGUAAGGUUGUAGACGUUGCUCAUGGCAAUGAACAAGGCUCUCUCACUCAACAAGAAUGCCAAGCACAACUUAGACUUAAACGAAGAAACAACGUCGGCCAUGAGUGCGUGAACAUAGUUCGUCAAUUUCAAGAGAAAAAGGUAUCUGAUCCUCAAUUUUACUUCGCACUUGAUUUAGAAAAUGAUGGGACGAUGAGAAGUGUUUUUUGGAUGGAUGGUAGGUCGAGGACUUCUUACUUGCAAUUUGGAGAUGUUGUUUGCUUUGAUGUUACAUAUAGAACGAACAAUUUAAAAUUGCCGUUUGCACCAUUUACGGGCGUUAACCAUCAUCGACAGUCUACUCUAUUUGGGUGUGCGUUACUGGCCGAUGAAACGGAGGAGACGUUUAUAUGGUUAUUUAGCCAAUGGUUAAAAUGUAUGUCGGGUAUAGCACCAGUAACAAUCAUCACUGAUCAAGAUAAAGCUAUGUGUGGUGCUAUUCACAAAGUUUUUCCUAAAACUCGCCAUCGCUUUUGUUCUUGGCACCUUCGUAGGAAUGCCUUACAAAAUCUUCAAUCAAUGCAUAAUGAUUAUGGUGAGGAUGUUGGUGUAAAGUAUAACAAAUGGUAUUGGAGUAAAUCGGAAGAAAAAUUUGAAAAGCGUUGGGAAGAAAUGAGGGACAAAUAUGGUGCAGAUAAAAGGAGUUGGAAUGUCAUCUACUCAGCGGAGUGA
This is a messenger RNA of Asparagus officinalis (garden asparagus), 2329 nucleotides long. RefSeq names its product protein FAR1-RELATED SEQUENCE 5-like. NCBI's taxonomy places the organism in Eukaryota, Viridiplantae, Streptophyta, Magnoliopsida, Asparagales, Asparagaceae. The record is from RefSeq and is a predicted model, not a curated record. Bases 1052 to 2329 code for a protein of 425 amino acids. The transcript has 3 exons. Gene Ontology annotation, biological process: regulation of DNA-templated transcription.